This is a messenger RNA of Ailuropoda melanoleuca (giant panda), 1397 nucleotides long. RefSeq lists its product as uncharacterized. The transcript has 2 exons. The record is from RefSeq and is a predicted model, not a curated record. The coding region runs from base 227 to 931 and encodes 234 amino acids. NCBI's taxonomy places the organism in Eukaryota, Metazoa, Chordata, Mammalia, Carnivora, Ursidae.
UAUUUGUGGCAACUGUGGCCCAGAGAGGGCAAGGGGAUGGUCAAGCCACACAGCCUAAGUUCCUCCAAGUGAUUCCAAGCAUCUGAGAGCGUGGCGGGAAAGGAAGGAAGCAUCCAGACUCCUCCCUCCCUCCCUGCCACCCUCCCCGAGCCCCCCGGACUCAGUUCCUCCCUGCGCGGGCCGAAGUAGCCGCCUGGCUGGGCCCAGUCCUACGGCUCCCUCCAGGAUGACUGCCAAGCCCCAGCGCUGCGUGAGACCUUCGCCCUCUGCCCUGGGGGAAGGUCACCUGGAGCUGCUCAGGCCGGGGCACCCACUGUGGGGACGAAACCGGCACAGGCUGGCGACGUCAGCACUCAGUGGCCUCGGGCGCCUGAGCGAACACUCAGCUCUGGGCUCCAGGCCCACGUGCACCCUCAGCCCCGCCUUCUUGCUCCCUGCCUCAGUCUCCCUCCUCGGGAUUCCAGCCCCUCCGCAGCUGCCUAGCCUGGGGCUCCGGGGACUGCCCCUGUGCCCUAGACCAUCGGCUUCCCGAGGAAUCAACAAUGGUGUAACAAACAUCUUUGAACAGAUCUCUGGGUGGGAGCAUAUGCGGGAAAAUGGAUUCCUACACCUGGCACACAGGAGUCAGAACCCGAGAAGAAAAGACCAGGGAGGAGGCCGAGGUUCCGAGUGGACCCCAAGCAGCUGCGAUCACAAGAUCACAACAUCCCCAGCGAGGGCGGGCGCCCCAGGCCCGCCUUGUUGCACUCCCCUCCUUCCUCUCCCGGCCAUGCCAGGCUCUCCCCCGCUCCGCUGCGGGGCGGUCCGGCCCCCACUCUCCGGCCUGCGGCCCCCGCGCGGCUGCAGAGCGCCCGCGCCUCAGAAGAACCAAAAAAAGCCGGCGCGUGGUGUGCGCGCGAGCGGCGCGGGGCCCUGGCGCUGCUGUUUUUAGUGUGCCUGGAGCCCAGAAUAUAGACUUAAUCACCCCCAGGAAACGCGGCCAUAAUAUUUUUGGUUGCAUAAGCAAACUAAAUUAGAAAUCUGGAGCGCGUUCAAGACCUUUAGAUGCGAGCGCGGGGGACCAGGGGAGAGACAGAUGGGGAUUAGGCGAGCUGAGCAUCAGGAGAAUAAUUUCCUCUUUUAAUUUGGGUUCCAUCGACCAGGAAAGCAGCAUUAACGGCCCAGUUACGUAACCGGCGCCAGGGCCCGCACGCAUGAGCCGCCACAGCGAGCCGGACCGGCCCUCCGCCUCUGCACCUGCCGGCGGGCCGGACCUGCAAGGGCCCGCACUCAGCCGCCCCGGGGAGGCGGGCGCUGGAGAGCGCCAGUGAGUCGUCCAGAGCCACACAUCUCGGAACUGGCCCUCGGGAUCUGAACUCGGGGGCCUUGAAAGAGGCUCCCCAGGUCUUUGCGCAGAA